UGCCGCUCAUGUGUUCAUUUUAAUUGUGUUCUGUCAAUAUAAAUAAAAAUUUUACUGAAGACUGAAGACUGAAGAUCACUCACAUUUUGAAAGUGCCUCUUCAAUAAUGCGAGGAAUGGAAUGGCGAGGAAGGUAGAAGAGCAGAAGAUGGGAAACAAAAUAACAGAUAAUAUAAACCGCACGUGCCAAUUUGCUUAUUGAAUUGACCAAGGUUUUGCCCUGAUUCUACUGUCAUUAGAGGAAUUCAAAACAUCCUUAGAAAUAAAAACACGGAGCCCUGCUGAUACCCUUUGAUUUUCGAUACGCUGUCCUCAGUAUGAAGUGCUUGUACACCUCUUUCGCCAUUUUCUCAAUACUUAUUUUUUUAAAUGGGGUUGAGCUGAGGAGGUCCAGAAAACACAAGAAUGGCGCUACUUCUACGACGAAACGUGUGCUUACUGAGAAAUUUCAACCGCCACUGACACAGGCUAAUAUGAGCAGCAGCGAGGAGGAGAUUGAAAGGGUUGCUUCAGAGCAGGAACCGUUGGAUUUUAUUUCCCUUGGUGCUGCCGCAAACAAGGUGCACAUAGCUCCUGAUGUAUUAGAACAAAUGAUGGAAAAUUUGAAACCCACUAUUGACCAAGUACCGGAUAAUUCCGGAAUUCCACAACCAGCGAUUGCAGGCCUCGUAAGUCCGGUUCGCGCUUACAUCGUUGGGGGUGAGGAGACGCUGAUUAAAAAUUUCCCUUGGCAAGCUGGUAUUAUCGUGGACAGACGCAACUUCUGUGGCGGAUCUUUGAUCACCGCCAUUCACAUUUUGACAGCAGCACACUGUGCAGACAAUUACCAUUCGUUUUCCGUAUAUCUGGGAGGAACUUUGCUUCCUCCAGCAAAAGAAUCGGGACGAACCAUAAUUUCCACAUCUGAAAAAAUCAUCCACGCCGACUGGAGCCCGAUAGAUAUGCAAAACGACAUUGCGCUUCUGGUUUUACCUAAUCCGCUUACCAAAGAACAAAUGAACACUCCAAACAUUUCACCUAUAAGGUUGCCAGCCAUCAACAUGGCAGAAAUGACCUUUGAAAAUCAAUUGAGCAACAUCUCUGGAUGGGGUCUAAACGCAACAGGAGGCGCUUUGACUAAAGUUCUUAACUUUAUAAACAUCACCGUGGUUCCACUGUCCAGAUGCGUUGAGGCAUACGGUGACUUUUUGCAGUCAUCCAUAAUAUGCUGCGAAGCGCCUGCAGGCAAAGCAACCUGCCAGGGUGAUAGCGGCGGGCCCCUGGUGAUUCGCGAGGCGGACAAAAAGUACACGCAGAUAGGAAUCGUGUCUUUUGGGCCCUUGACUUGCGGCACAGGACCACUGGGUUUUACCAGAGUGACGAGUUACCUGGGUUGGAUUUCAAAAAUGGCAGGGAUUGCUCUGAGGAAGACGCAGGUGGAAUCUCAGAGUCUCCUCAAGUCGGCUUUGGGAGGCUCUAACCAGACCUUAAUUUCAUUGAAAAUCAAAUAAUAAUGAUCGCAAGUCAACAUUUUGAAGACAAAUGAAAUCUACGUUUAGAAUUUAAUUUGCAUAUUAAAGUUGAAUAUCUGAAAGAAAUUAUUAUUGUUUCUUUUAAAAGUAUGGUGAAAAUUUUGCAAAAUUGCAAAAAUAAAUAAUUUUUAAUUUAUUUUCCGAUGUUUUGCGAGAAAUUUUUGGGAAAAUA
Neocloeon triangulifer is the source of this 1682-nucleotide messenger RNA. Its product is annotated as collagenase-like. The record is from RefSeq and is a predicted model, not a curated record. Gene Ontology annotation, cellular component: nucleolus; preribosome, small subunit precursor; 90S preribosome. The transcript is spliced from 8 exons. Bases 317 to 1489 code for a protein of 390 amino acids. Gene Ontology annotation, biological process: maturation of SSU-rRNA from tricistronic rRNA transcript (SSU-rRNA, 5.8S rRNA, LSU-rRNA); proteolysis. NCBI's taxonomy places the organism in Eukaryota, Metazoa, Arthropoda, Insecta, Ephemeroptera, Baetidae. Gene Ontology annotation, molecular function: serine-type endopeptidase activity.